Molecule: messenger RNA, 972 nt
Organism: Fusarium coffeatum
Lineage: Eukaryota; Fungi; Ascomycota; Sordariomycetes; Hypocreales; Nectriaceae
Exons: 3
Coding region: 1-972 (323 amino acids)
Molecular function (GO): hydrolase activity
Source: RefSeq, a predicted model, not a curated record
AUGGGCCUCCUCUCCUUGGUCGGCCUUCGACGCCGCAAUCAAUGGGAGCCCAUGACUCUCAUCGACCAUUUCAUCUCAUCACCUCUAACAUACAUCGCCUACCUGUUCUAUCACAUCGUACUUCUUCUUCGCGGUCGCCCUUUCCUUCCGCCUCGCGAUAAACCCGCUAUUCGCGUCGUCUGCAUCUCUGACACACAUGAUCUAAAAGUCGACAUCCCCGGGGGUGAUAUUCUCGUUCAUGCAGGCGAUCUCACAGAUUCAGGCACAGUAGAGGAUAUCCAGAAGCAGCUCGACUGGCUCAAGGAUCAGCCUCAUCCCAUCAAGAUCGUCGUUGCCGGUAAUCAUGAUAGCUGGUUUGACAAGAAGAGUCGCCCUGAGGUGGAUGUGCGAUCAGGCGCUAAACCUAACAUGGACGGUCUUAUUUAUCUUGAAAGUGGUUUGACUGUGCAAAAGGUCAAGGGUCGAACAGUCAAUAUCUUCGGUGUGCCUGAUAUUCCGUCCAUUGGUCCCAAAGAGUUUGCUUUCCAAUAUGCUUCAGCAGAUCACCCCUGGUUGAGCAAGGUGCCACCUCAAACCGAUAUCCUCAUCACCCAUUGUCCUCCGAAACAUCAUCUCGACCUUGGUCUGGGCGAUAGCAAUCUUCUUCGCGAAGUCUGGCGCGUAAAGCCCCGUCUCCACGUUUUUGGUCACGUCCACUAUGGAUAUGGUAAAGAAUCCGUCUAUUUCGAUGACUUCCAACAGACAUACGAGCGUAUCAUGUCACGACCUCGUCGUGGUCCCAUCCUAGAUUUCAUCCCCAAUGAGGCUUGGCUUGAUUAUUUGCGGUUCCUUGCCCAAGGUCUCCAUAGUGUUGCGUGGAAAUGGUUGAUGUCGGGUCCUGGAAGCAAUAAUGGUAGCAUGAUGGUUAAUGCUGCUCAGAUGCACGGAAACUCGGGUAAGGCUAAGAGCAGGGCUGUCGUUGUUGAGAUCUGA